GCAAACUUUAUAAUAACAAGGAUAUAAUUAAUAAAUAUAAUAAGUAUUUAUUGAUUCUUAAAGUGUGUUUUGUGAUGGAAAAUUUAGAUGAAAAUGUUGAUGAGAUAUCAAGAGCUGUUGUCAAACGAAGGAUUUCGUUUAAUAUUCCCAAUAUGCUGAAACAAUUAGGAAUUACUUCUAACAUGUCUGGAAAGCUAGAAAUUCAAUGGUCCCCGAUUUACAAUAAGUUUAUUACAUGGGGCGCUGAAAUUUGCCUUUACCAAGUGCAACCUCUUACCCAUGAGAACAACCCCUCAGUUUUUAAAGUAUCUGACAGUACAUGUGCCCAAAUACUGACCACCAAUACGAAUCACCAUUAUGUAAGAAGUAUUGAUAUAUAUCCAAAAUGUGACAGUGAUCUGCUUUUGGCGAUAGGCCUUGUGAAUGGAAGAGUAGCCCUAACAACGUUUGGUCCUUCUGAGCAUGAUGUGUAUGGAUAUCCGGGAAAAGAACUUGUACCCAGGCAUAGUCGACAUUGCAAUGCAGUCCUCUUCAACCCCUUAGAACACAAUCUGUUAGCAGCUGGCCUGGACAAAUACAGAUCUGACAGUUCUAUUCUUAUUUGGGACAUCAACAAAUUCAACUCGUGUAACGAUGUGAACCACAGUGGAAGAUUGGCUGUGAAUACAAUGGCGCCAGCUGUCGAGUUGGUGAAACCAGUGGCUGAAUUUGGUACGUCGGAAGUUACCUAUAGUUUGGGAUGGUUCCAUAACACCAGUAAAGUGCUGGCAGCUGGAAUGAAUGGGAAGCACAUUAAGGUUUUUGAUUUGAGAGAUCCCAACAAAAUAGUAAAUUCUACAUUAACCAAAGGUGUUUUUGGAGUUUGCUCAAAUCCUAGUGAGGACAUGCACAUGGCUUCGUUUUACGAAAACCAAAUUUGUUUGUGGGACAUCAGAAAUUUUGAAAAACCUGUGGUUUUGAUACCACAAGCAAAGAAUGUGCUCAAAAUUGCAUGGUGUCCAACUAAGUAUAGUUCAUUAGCUUCUCUUCAACGUGAUAGUUCUGUGAUUAAUUUGUAUGAUAUAAAACAUACAAUGGUUGAUAAUGAGGAGGUGGAACCAAAUGUAAUGGAAAGGAUUAUAACACCUGGUUCACCGCACAAUGUAACAUCGUUUUCUUGGCAUUCAACAGAUGAAAAUCGCCUUUUGACCAUCGCAGUUUCAGGAACUAUAAAAGAUUACACAGUUUUUGAUAGAAUGACUGUGAAUUGGUCAACAUCUAACAUCGUAUGGACGCAUGGCAGGAAAACUCUCAGAUAUGUGGAUGAUUCUUUCGUUGAUGACAUAUCUUAUCAAAUUAAAGAACGAGCAAAAGCUAGAUAUGGAAUUCAGGAAGAAUUUUCCAAAAAUGCCGAAAUAAUCAAAGACAAUCUAUCUUUGGCAAACGUAUGGAAUUGGCUGCAUUUGACCGACAAAUUAGUAGAGAGUGGCAUCAUUAAGGAUCCAGAUGACAAAUAUCCCGGAGUAUUAUCGGUUGUGUCAAAUAUUGACUUGGUUCAGAACAAAUCUGAAGUUGUGACAGUAGCGUGGAGUGAGUUGGGGUAUCCCAAUUGUCAGAGUUCGGUUGUAUAUUAUAGGCAUGAAGAAAGAGACAAAGCCCUUCGUCUGUGCAGCUGGCCCUUGGAAAGAGACUCACAGUAUCUGGCAGACUUCAUAGCGCACCUAGAGAGCGCAAAAGCUUAUACUAGAGCGGCAACAAUAGCAGUAUUUAACCUCAAGGUCCAACUAGCUAUAGAAAUCCUCAGCAGAGCGCCUAAUGAUGCAGAAUAUGGUUCGAGCUUGAACGUUGUUGCUAUGGCCUUGUCUGGGUUCUCGGAUGAUCCGGCCAGUAUGUGGCGACAGAAUUGUUUACAUUGCGUCGCAAAAUUGAGUGAUCCGUACUUGAAAGCCAUGUUUUGCUUCCUGACUACAAACGAUUUUAGUUAUGACGACGUAUUGAAUGAAAAAGGUUUAGCUGUAGAUGACAGAGUUGCCUUGGCUUGUAUGUACUUACCGGACGAAAAACUGUUAGAAUAUGUUAAAAAACUAUCCGAAGAACUUUGCAGCGAAGGGAAUUUGGACGGUCUUCUAGUUACAGGAAACAGUUCGAGUGGUUUAAAACUUCUACAAAAGUACCUAGACAACGUAGGAGACAUCCAGUCUACCACUUUAAUAGCAACAAGGGCAUUUCACCACGAUUUGGGCUCAGAAUCAAUAAAGAACUGGAUAGAAAAUUAUAGGAACGUCUUAAACAGUUGGAAAAUGUUUCACGAACGAGCAGACUUCGAUAUAAUGCUGGCUUCAUACAGACACUCGGAAAAACCACCUCAACAAGUUUAUGUCUCUUGUAAUUUUUGCGGCAAAAGUAUAUCUGCCUAUCUGUCAAGCCACGACCGAAAUAGACCUCCACAACUCCACAAAACCUCAUCUACAAAGUCAAAGCUCUCAUCUUGUCCAAACUGCCGGAAGCCUCUUCCAAGAUGUGCGAUCUGCCUGCAAUAUAUGGGUACAACAACGGGUGAGUCUUCUGGGGCAAAAAGUACGCCUUUUGAACUUUGGUUCACUUGGUGUCAAACCUGCCGGCAUGGUGGACAUGCGGGACAUUUGUGCGAAUGGUUUGACGAACACCAAGAAUGUCCUGUUAGCGGUUGCAGUUGUAGAUGUUUUGCAAUAGAUGCGAUGGCUGCACAAUCAUGAAAAUUGAUUUUAAGCGCCUUUUUUUAAUUUUAUACCUAUAUACGUAACUGCCAUAAAGAAUUUACCUUCAACUUAGUUAAGUAACUAACUUAACAUAGUUAAGUAACGUUGAAAGGCGGAUCUUAAGGUCUGAAUAAUUUGAUCUUAUUUUGUCAGCACAAGUAAACUGAAAGGUUAGUAGGUGAAGCCUGGACGUCAAUAAUGGACCAAGCGCUUAAAUAAUUUUGUUUUUCAAAACAUCUUUACUAAAAUUCAAUAAGCUAUACAGGAGAUGUAAACAUUAGUUGACAGCGAUGUCGUCAUCAGCAACAUAGAGAUGGCUAUUUCGUUCAGUUUUUGAAUAUUUUUGGAUAACAGUUAUUUGUAUGAAGCUUAAAUUAUUCAUUAUUUAAUUAAUAUGAUUAUUUUUUCACUAUCUAUAUAUUCAGUGAUUACAAUAAUUUUUAUACUAUACAAUAAAAACUAAUAAUCGAGAAAAGAGAAAACGAGUAGAUACAGAAUUUUGAACAUAUUUAACAACUAAAAUCGUUUUUUACAUGCCCUGCAUCGCUUAUUGAAAUUUAGUAUAAUUAGCAAGCCUAAAAAGAAAUGAUAUCAAAAUUGCGACAUAAUCGAGAAAUAAAAUAAUAAAAUAUUUUCUUUGAAGAUUUUUUAUCAAUUAUUUAAUUUUUUUAAAAAGUAGGCGGCAUUUAAAGUGUUGAAGUUUGACCAUUAGACUAUGCAGUAUCUCAAACGCCAUUUGGUGUGCUUUAUGUGAACUAAGAUUAUACUCUGAGCUCUUAGUAGACCACUUAACAAAAGGUUUAUUAUUUCAUUCAUUAAUUCAACGUUUUCUGCACUUACUUCGUUAUUGAUGUCCAGACUCUCAGCGGAUAAUAUUGUUCCUUUAAAUAUAUGAAAUAAUUUUGUAUAUAAGCUUACAUUUUAUAAAAAGUAUAGUAGUAAUGAAUAGAAUUUUAUAAAUAUUAAAAUUUACUCGUAAAAUUAA
Molecule: messenger RNA, 3702 nt
Organism: Diabrotica virgifera virgifera (western corn rootworm)
Lineage: Eukaryota; Metazoa; Arthropoda; Insecta; Coleoptera; Chrysomelidae
Gene: mio
Product: GATOR complex protein MIOS
Exons: 14
Coding region: 75-2714 (879 amino acids)
Biological process (GO): positive regulation of TORC1 signaling; cellular response to amino acid starvation
Cellular component (GO): cytoplasm
Molecular function (GO): protein binding
Source: RefSeq, a predicted model, not a curated record